UGGGUUUUUCCAAGGUGGGCGGGGCUUGUAGAGAGGCGUUGCCGCAUAGUGUGUGACUGGCAGAUACAUAUAUAAUAUAUAUACAUAUAUGCUGCAGUACACUUACAUUGCGCACUUCCCUCUCGCACCCACCUCAUAGUCACCAUAAUAAGGAGCAUAAAAGAUGGCUAACUACAUCCACGUACCCGAGGAGGCGCCGGCCGUGCCUACAAUGGAGGUUAGGGUGGAGGAGAGCGACUACAGGAGCGGCGCGCUCAGUCUCAUGAAGGAGCUCAGACCCAACUGGAAGCCCUCAGAGGUCAAAUUGAAGUUCUUCACAGACGGCAUCACAAACAAGCUGCUGGGAUGCUACGUGGGCACAGCCCUGCAGGAUGUGGUCCUGGUUCGUAUCUAUGGCAACAAAACGGAACUUUUGAUCGACCGUGAAAACGAGAUCAAGAGUUUUCGCGUCCUGCACGCGCACCGCUGCGCCCCGCGCCUCUACUGCACUUUCAGCAACGGCCUCUGCUACGAGUUCCUGCAAGGGACGGCCUUGGAGCCCGAGCACAUUCGCAGCCAGCCCAUGUUCAGGCUCAUUGCCAGGCAGCUGGCCAAGUAUCACGCCAUCCACGCUCACAACGGCUGGGUGCCCCAGUCUGACUUGUGGCUAAAGUUGGGCAAGUACUUCUCACUCAUCCCUAAGUACUUCACCGACCCUGAGCAGAACGCAAGGUUGAACACGGAGGUGCCCAGCCCACGCUGCCUCCGUGAAGAGCUGCUGUGGCUCCAGCAGAGCUUGUCAGUGCUGGGCUCCCCCGUGGUCCUGUGCCACAACGACCUGCUGUGCAAAAACAUCAUCUAUAACCAGCAGGCAGGGAACGUAAAGUUCAUCGACUACGAGUACGCUGGCUACAACUACCAAGCCUUCGACAUUGGCAACCAUUUCAACGAGUUUGCUGGCUUGAACGAGGUGGAUUACAGUCGCUACCCAGACAGGGGGUUCCAGCUGCAGUGGCUGCGCUCCUACCUGGAGGCCUACAAUGAGCACAAGGGUGUGAGCACGCAGGUGACUGACACCCAAGUGGAGCUCCUUUACGUGCAAGUCAACAGAUUUGCUCUGGCCUCACAUUUCUUCUGGGCUCUCUGGGCUCUCAUUCAGGCCAAAUUCUCCACCAUUGACUUUGACUUUUUGGAGUACGCUCUGGUGCGCUUCAAGCAGUACUUCAAGAUGAAAGCAGAAGUGACAACGUUGAGCCUUCCAGAAUAGAGGACACCCCCACCACCACCACCACCACCACCACCACCACCACCACCACUUCCUCCGCCACUUCCUACUGCUCUUUCUGGCCCCCACCCUGCUGUACAAGCAUAGAGCGCCCCCUGUGGUGCACAUGGGAAGUCACUGCUAAUGUGAAGCCUGGCAGACACCAAAGGAACCUGGCACAGGUGAGCCAACACUAAUGGCAUCGCUGCCAUGGCAACCCCCCAAGCUACACAAAGCAGAGUUUAGUUUGGCAGCAUUAUUUAGUCCAAGAGGAGUCUGGCAUUCCAGGGUUUAGUGGAAGCAAUGUGAAGACUAACAAGGAGGGGCUUUUAUUCCACUCACUUCUCUUCCAAGUCAUGUGACCUGUAGUCUACUUCCUGGCAGUAGUGAUGAUGUUUACAUCACUUUCUCAUCUUCGCUGUAGUAUAAUGUUUAUAAUGUACAUUAUUGCUCUUUCAAAUGUGCUUUUUUUUUUAAGUGAGAUGUGAAAUAUGACUUUAAAUACUGUAAACAAGCUUGAGAAAAUUAAAACUUGUAUUUACUCUUA
This is a messenger RNA of Entelurus aequoreus (snake pipefish), 1790 nucleotides long. RefSeq names its product ethanolamine kinase 1-like. Lineage: Eukaryota; Metazoa; Chordata; Actinopteri; Syngnathiformes; Syngnathidae. The transcript is spliced from 8 exons. The coding region runs from base 164 to 1246 and encodes 360 amino acids. Gene Ontology annotation, molecular function: ethanolamine kinase activity. Gene Ontology annotation, cellular component: cytoplasm. The record is from RefSeq and is a predicted model, not a curated record. Gene Ontology annotation, biological process: phosphatidylethanolamine biosynthetic process.